UUGGUGUUUUCGAUAAUCUUGCGUUCUUAAUCAAGAACCGCAAUCGCAUUGUGGUAGUCGCGCAAUUUUUAUUGCAUGUUUAUGUGUCCGGGAAAUUCCAAUUUGGUCUAAGGCAAAUACAUAGAUUUCUACAACUGCUUCACAAUGUCCGAGAAUGUGAAUAUCGACCUAUCCGGGGAAAUGAACGCACCGACUGAAAAGAAAGGAUUUCAUAAGUAUGUGAAUGACAUGGAACUGCUGAUGCAACACAUCCGUAGUGGCGGUGGCCAAGCACUGUUGAUGGGUUUCUUGGCUACGAGAAGACCCUGGACACAGUUUGUUGCAACAGAAAACUUUAAGGUUCCGGCAUCGCUGCCUAGGCUGUCUCGCCGUAUUUACCGGAAUGUGGAAUAUUUCCAAGCCAAUUACUUCAUGGUCUUCCUAGGGCUGUUUUUGUAUUGUCUUAUUACGUCUCCUUUUCUACUUAUAGCAAUGGUUGCUAGCUUCUUUGGCUACAGAAAACUUACUGCUGGCCCGAAUACAUGGAAGAUCGGAAGCUAUGAGCUGACGAAAACGCAGCAAUACGCAGUCGCCGCCGCAGGGUCGACGGCUAUCUGCUGGUUCGCCGGCGUCGGGGCUGUGGUCUUCUGGGUUUUAGGUGCAACAGUGACGAUUGUGGCGCUGCACGCCGGCCUGUUCGACGCGGAGUCCCUCCCGCCUCCGGAGCCCGAGCAGUUCCCCAUGAUCGAGCAAGUGUGACACCUGUACCA
Molecule: messenger RNA, 749 nt
Organism: Cydia amplana
Lineage: Eukaryota; Metazoa; Arthropoda; Insecta; Lepidoptera; Tortricidae
Product: prenylated Rab acceptor protein 1
Exons: 6
Coding region: 145-738 (197 amino acids)
Cellular component (GO): Golgi apparatus
Source: RefSeq, a predicted model, not a curated record